Aureobasidium subglaciale EXF-2481 is the source of this 1146-nucleotide messenger RNA. RefSeq lists its product as uncharacterized. The record is from RefSeq and is a predicted model, not a curated record. The transcript has 3 exons. The coding region runs from base 1 to 1146 and encodes 381 amino acids. NCBI's taxonomy places the organism in Eukaryota, Fungi, Ascomycota, Dothideomycetes, Dothideales, Saccotheciaceae.
AUGUCGGGAUAUCAGAACAAGAAGAGGAAGCAGGAUUUCCAACAGCCUCAGCAGCAAGAACGCGCCGACGAUGAGGUCGAUACAUCUAGGCCUUCAGCUGUGUUCACACCUACUGGUGGUCGCCAGCAUACGCUGACCAUCGCGUUGCCCGGUAGUGUGAUUGCAAACGCUCAAUCACAUGAUCUCAAGACGAUGAUGGCUGCCCAGGUGGCGCGAGCCUGUGCCGUUUUCCAGGUUGACGAAGUUGUCGUCUUCAACGAUGGCCAAUCACAGAAUGGUGCCCGCUCACGAAAAUCAUUCGAAGGAGACGGCUACACGGGCUACUCGGAUCCUGAUGAUUUCCUUUACCAUGUUCUCAGCUAUCUGGAAACACCCCCACAUCUCAGGAAGACGCUCUUCCCUAUGCACCCCAACCUAAGAACCGCCGGAGCGAUGCCAAGUUUGGACAUGCCGCAUCACCUCCGUGCGAAUGAAUGGUGCCAGUACCGUGAAGGAGUGACGAUGGGUGCGGAUGCCGCGUACCAAGAUCCCUACAAUAACAAACGCAGCAAGGGUGGUAAGGGUAACUCCGUCUCAACUCUAGUUGACUGCGGUCUCCCUGUCAAGACGCGUAUUCCAGUAGAGGUACCUCCAGGAUCGCGUGUUACGGUCAAGUUUGGAUCUGCCGAUGAGCCUCAGAUGGAUGGAUACACUCCUUUGGAUGCCGAAGCCGUUUCGCCCGACACCCCGAGAGAGGAGACUGGAUAUUACUGGGGAUACUCAACAAGAAUGGCGUCUUCUCUUUCGGCAGUAUUUACUGAGUGUCCCUACGAUGGUGGCUACGAUAUCAGCUUCGGCACCUCCGAGCGGGGCAUAACAUUGGCAUCUCUCUUCAACGCCUCGGAAAGAAGCUCCGAGGUUCCACCUGUCCCAACCCAAUGGAGACAUAUGGUGAUUGUGUUUGGCGGUGUCGCAGGUCUGGAAGUUGCGCUGAAGGCGGACAAAAAUCUGACGUCCAAGGGCGUGACAGAAGCCAAGGACGUAUUUGACUACUGGGUCAAUCUUGUGCCUCAGCAGGGAAGCAGAACAAUUCGUACCGAAGAGGCGGUAUGGUUAGGAUUGAUGGGGUUGCGCACAGUAGUCCAGGACCGGCAAGAAGCGAGAUAA